Messenger RNA from Homarus americanus (American lobster), 657 nucleotides. RefSeq lists its product as uncharacterized. The transcript is spliced from 3 exons. The record is from RefSeq and is a predicted model, not a curated record. Bases 90 to 641 code for a protein of 183 amino acids. Lineage: Eukaryota; Metazoa; Arthropoda; Malacostraca; Decapoda; Nephropidae.
CUCAAGUGUUUGUGCUUCAGUUAGUCCUCUGCCAGUGUGGUGGUGUUUUAGGACGGCGUGGUAAGAAGGUUACUUACUUGGAAUAUGUCAUGAGAGGCUCCAGCCAGAGUAGAGAAGUGCUAACAAUGGAGAUGAACCAAUCAGCAGCCUCUGUGUCCUUCGGGAAGAAGAAUGGUUGCUACCUAAACCGAGGUAUAGCAAUCCUGUUAGGUAUCCUCUUCGUCAGCGUCACGGUGGCCACUGGUCUCUUAGUCUAUUACUAUGCCCCGCAAGUCAGGGAAUCAGACCAGAGGUCACUAGAAAAAACAGCAACAUCGUUUCCACAACAGGCCAGUCCAGAAGUGCCAGAACGACUACCUACCUUUCAACCACCUAAAAAGGAAAAAAUAAAUGUAAGACUGCCCAGGGCCCUCAAACCUCUGCACUAUAUGGUCAAAUUACAGCCUCUUAUCAACGGGAAUUACAGUAUCAUCGGUUAUGUGGAGGUGGAGAUGGAAGUUGUAGAGCCGACCUCUAACAUUACCAUACACAUAGCAGAUAUAAUAACGAAGAAUGACACUAUCAGGGUGAGUACCAUAAUGCACCUUCUUCAUAAAGAUUUUGAGAAUUUUAAUAAAGUGGAACUACCCACUAUACUGUAAUUGUUUUCUUAACAUG